Sclerotinia sclerotiorum 1980 UF-70 is the source of this 1263-nucleotide messenger RNA. RefSeq lists its product with no specific name. The record is from RefSeq and is a predicted model, not a curated record. The transcript has 4 exons. Bases 1 to 1263 code for a protein of 420 amino acids. Lineage: Eukaryota; Fungi; Ascomycota; Leotiomycetes; Helotiales; Sclerotiniaceae.
AUGUGUCAAUUCGAGUAUUUUCAAUAUCAAAAAUGUGGCCAUAAAGCUAUUGAAAUCUCCGAAUAUUGCAAUAUAGUUUUCUGGAGAGCAGGCAUGACAUCUCACCUUACACCAUGUCCCGAACAAAACUUCAGAGCAUUUUUCGUCAGAAUCGGUACCUUAGAUGGUUUGGACUUUGGUACUUGUAAAUGGAUCGGACUAAGUGGAUAUUGCAAGAUAUGUGAAAAAGAAUCCCAUAUGCCAAAAGCCAUUCCCUACCGCACCUAUGAAGACUAUGAGUUUCUUGAAGGUAUUGGCGAUCUCACUGGCGCUAUCUUCGCUGUCAAAUUAGCUGAACCGAUCACAUACCCUCCUCCGUCUCAAUCAAUACAAUAUUCCUCUACUCCGAAUGAGUUUGUUACCAAAGAAUUCCUGGAAAAGGAGAUAGCCAAACCUCCAAGUCCACCACCUUUAAUCUCGGUUGAAGACCAGGACAUCUCGACUUUGCUAUCGAUUCAAGACAAGGAUAUUCCAGAGGGAGCUCAAGAAAAGGGCACCAUAAAGGAAUUACGAGAACUCUACUUUCCUGCAAAGCUCCAAAUGUACGAACUUAACCAAGGUGUCGAUGGUGUCACUGAUCAAUGGAGAAACCAAGGCUAUUAUGGUGGCCGAAUGUUAGAAGGUGUACCACCCAGCCAGUACUUUUGGGACCAUGUAGGAAUGACCCCUGGAGAUGAGCAGUAUCUCGUGGAUAGGUUAAAGGAUGGCAUACCAUUACUAAUUGUCUGGCGAGAGAAGUUCAAGGAGAGAGGAAUGGACCUCCCUAUGUUUUACCAAUACGGCCGAAAGUUGGAGGAGCACUUUCAAUGUCGCGUUGUGCGGGCCAACUCCAGGAUGGGAAAGAUCGAAAAAGAACUCAGCGAAAGAUCCCAAGCAGCCGAUGGUAUUCAACCAUUUGGUACAUAUCAACAAAAUUCGAGCAGUGGUUUGCAGUCCAGCCAAGAACUAUCACAGCGUCAGAUUAGUCCUUUUGGAUAUAACUUAGAUUACCUCCACCAACAACGUCUGCAGCAGCAAAUGCAACAAAUACAGCAACAGAGGAUGAAACAGAUGGUGGAGCAGCAGAUGGUUCGACGGCGGAUGAUUCAACAGCAGCAGGCCCAACAACAAUCGAUGUGGCAGCACCAAAUGCAACAACGAUUGCAGGAUCAACAACAGCAGUUUUUCAGCAAAGAGAAGGGACAGAUAGCAGUCGUAGAGGAAGUCGAGAUAGUGGAGACAUGA